Dryobates pubescens (Downy woodpecker) is the source of this 3668-nucleotide messenger RNA. It is a transcript of the gene ALDH1A3, whose product is annotated as aldehyde dehydrogenase 1 family member A3. Gene Ontology annotation, molecular function: aldehyde dehydrogenase (NAD+) activity. The record is from RefSeq and is a predicted model, not a curated record. Gene Ontology annotation, biological process: aldehyde metabolic process. NCBI's taxonomy places the organism in Eukaryota, Metazoa, Chordata, Aves, Piciformes, Picidae. Bases 16 to 1566 code for a protein of 516 amino acids. The transcript is spliced from 13 exons.
UUCGACGGCGCGGCCAUGGCCGCCGUCAACGGCGCGGUGGAGAACGGGCAGCCCGACAAGAAGGUGCCGCUGCCGCCGCCGCAGCUGCCGCGUCCCCUGCGGAGCCUGGAGGUGAAGUAUACCAAGAUAUUUAUUAACAAUGAAUGGCACGACUCUACAAGUGGAAAGAAGUUCCCCACCUACAACCCUUCGACGCUGGAGAAGAUCUGUGAUAUUGAAGAAGGAGACAAGCCUGAUGUGGACAAUGCAGUGGAAGCAGCAAAGGCAGCAUUCCAGAGGGGGUCUCCGUGGAGACAAAUGGAUGCCCUGAGCAGAGGACGCCUCCUGCACAAGCUGGCUGACCUUCUGGAGCGCGACAGAGUCACCCUGGCAACUCUGGAGACGAUGGACACAGGAAAACCUUUUCUGCAGGCUUACUUUGUUGACCUGGAGGGCUGUAUAAAAACACUGCGGUACUACGCUGGCUGGGCUGAUAAGAUUCAGGGCAGAACCAUCCCAGUGGAUGAAAACUUUGUCUGUUUCACCAGGCAUGAACCCAUGGGUGUCUGUGGAGCCAUAACUCCAUGGAACUUCCCGUUGCUAAUGCUGGUUUGGAAGAUGGCACCGGCACUGUGCUGUGGAAACACUUUGGUUGUUAAGCCAGCUGAACAAACUCCCCUCACCUCGCUCUACAUUGGCUCACUGAUCAAGGAGGUGGGUUUCCCUCCAGGUGUGGUGAACAUUGUGCCAGGCUAUGGCCCCACAGCUGGAGCUGCUAUUUCUACCCAUCACAACAUUGAUAAAAUUGCUUUCACUGGGUCAACAAAGGUUGGAAAACUGAUCAAGGAAGCUGCUUCUAAAAGCAACCUCAAAAGGGUGACAUUGGAGCUUGGAGGGAAAAACCCCUGCAUUGUGUGUGCAGAUGCAGACUUGGACUUGGCAGUGGAGUGUGCCCAUCAGGGUGUGUUCUUCAACCAAGGACAGUGCUGCACGGCUGCCUCGCGCGUCUUUGUGGAGGAGCAGAUCUACCCUGAGUUCGUCCGGCGCAGCGUGGAGUACGCCACCAAGCGACUCGUUGGAGACCCCUUUGAUGCCAGAACCGAACAGGGGCCCCAGAUUGACCAAAACCAGUUUGAUAAAAUCCUGGAGCUGAUAGAGAGUGGGAAGAAAGAAGGGGCUAAGCUGGAGUGUGGGGGCCUUGCCAUUGAAGACAGAGGCCUGUUCAUAAAGCCUACUGUGUUUUCAGAGGUCACUGACAACAUGCGUAUCGCCAAAGAAGAGAUUUUUGGGCCAGUUCAGCCAAUUAUGAAGUUCAAGAGUAUAGAGGAGGUCAUCAGAAGAGCCAACAGCACAGAGUAUGGCCUAACCGCUGCAGUGUUCACAAAGAAUCUGGACAGAGCGCUAACGCUCGCUGCGGCCCUGCAGUCAGGCACCGUCUGGAUCAACUGUUACAAUGCACUCUAUGCACAGGCUCCUUUUGGUGGAUUCAAAAUGUCAGGCAAUGGCAGAGAACUCGGUGAAUACGCUUUGGCAGAAUAUACUGAAGUGAAAACAGUCACCAUUAAACUCUCCCAGAAGAGUUCAUGAAACUAGAAGGCCUAAAAUGCUGACACUCUGAAUGUGACACAUGGGGGAUGUGUUCAGAGCAAGGGGGAGGGGAAGGGUAGGAAGGACAAUGGGAACACGUGACUUUAUUCCUCAAGGAACACUGAAUCUACUGGACUCCAUUUUGUCAACUGGCUCUUCAAAAACUAAGCAACCCUGCUGGCAGCAUAGCACACACUUGUACUGGACAAGUCCCUGCCUGUACAUCUGUCUGCUACCUGUCACCAGGCACCAUGUUUGCAGGACACCUGCUUUCAAACUGUUCCCAUGAAGGUCGUGGAUGUGGACAGCACAUUAGAGACUUCUGGUGCCAUUGGCAUGACUGUUAAACACCUUCAGAGGCAUAUGGGUAUCACCUGCCAAAGGUGGACAUGAGUGGUAAGGUUAAUACAACUUGACUGAAGUUGGUGGAGUUUGUGUGAAGAUUGCAGCUGGAGUUUGGGAGUGCAAGCUUUCAUGGAAGGAACUGUAAAGAAAUUCUCUUCUUAGAGAGACCAAGAUAGCUCUUUGAGACACAGGCCUUCUUCAUACUGGUGAUAAUCUAGCCCUGAAUGAGGUUUGUGAGAGUUUCCUAGAGGACUCCUUUGGGGCCAGUAUUUCACCCAACAGAGCUAGACUUUCAAGUGUCCUCAGAACCUGAUGUUCUGGUGUGUACACACGACAUGUGCUGCAGACGCAAGUGACUGACUUGCUAGCCCUUCUGGCUCCAAAUGAGUCACCACUGUAUCUCAAACCUUCACUAUAGCACUUUUGGCAAGAGGAUUUUGCACUGCACUUAUCGUGAUGACACCAAGUUGAAUGCUAAGCAUGUAGCACGGUUAGAUAACCCACAGAAAACAUCCCAGGCCAGACCUUCUGAUCUGGGGGAGGGAGCAGAAGAGCUGCAAGAAGCUGUCCUGCUCUCUCUUUCUCUGUAACAUUCAGGCUGUGUGAGCAUCUCUUCAGUUUUGGAGCCAGAGCUAUUAUUCUGAAUAAAACUUCUAAGCUCUUCUCACUGCUUCUUUAUCCUGCAUGAAUGUAGCUUAAAGAGCUUUCUGGAAGUACAGUCCGAAAAGGCAGGUGUUCCCAUGCACACACCGAGUGCUAAAGAUGUGGGUGUGCCAGCCAGCUACCAUGGAACAAGCUGUGGCUGGACUGUGCACUAACUGUCCUUGUGAGGGCUGUGAUCUCCUGGUAAGCACAGAGUAGCAGCUCACUCUCUUGAGUUGUCUCUUGCUUACCUGGGUAAGCAUCCCUGGAGUGGCUGGCACACCAAGUUCAUGCCUCAGCAUCUCCUGCAGUAACUUCUUUGCAUGCCAAGACAUUACUCUAAGGUUAAUGACAAGCCACGUGCUCUCUUCAGUUCCCAGGCUCACUACUUUCCCUCCUCCUGAUUCUUUACUGGAGAACCACUGCCAAAGGUAUGGGAAGUUCCAUGUCUGCAGGAGCUCUAACUAUGCAGGAGUCAGUGGUGUCAGCUUUGUAGUAAGUGGUAACUGAUCCCGCUGGGACUGUCCUCUGAGAGCCAACCAUCCUUGUGGUGUCGUUAUGGCAUCCUUGUGGCACAGUGACAGAUCUCCAUGGAGCACUGCUAGAGGCUGCUGCCUGGAGUUUUCAGAUGUCAGGGCUUGAAGUAGAAAUGCAGGUCUAACCUCUGUUCUCUGGUGCAAGGCAAGGAUUUAACUUCUUUUGCUCAGAGAUACACACAGUCAGUACCAUGUUGCAUGAGUGACCUUUUUUUUGAGGAGGAAGGAAGGUGGGUGGCUAUCAGUAAGGAAGAAGUUUGCAUGAGCUUCAGCUUCCUGAUUUGUUAACUGAACGCUGAAGUUGCACUUCAACACUGCUUAGCUUCUUCAACGGCAUACCUCCAACUAGGUGCCUGUCCUCCCAUGGGUAUGUGAGACAGGUGGCUCUCCCCACCCAGUGAAGACAAUGUCCUCCCUUCCCCACGAAAGGCCAAAUGGGAACCUUGUAAAUAGAUUUCAGUUUUUCUAAAACACUUGAGUGCAAAGGUCUUCUCCAACUUGUUACUUUUGCCUGCUUGCGGGUGUUGCAGGGCUGCGGUCAGAUGGGCAGGAGGCAAGGCCAGGAGCGGAAGGCUGGUG